GUUUGCUGUUUGUGCGCGCUCUGCAACGAAAAAACAUCAUGUUAGCCAAGUUUCAGGCGUAUUUUAGCAGCGAGGCAACGGCGCUCGAGAAGUCGGCGUACGCCGUCAUCGGCAGCGCCAUGCUGAUGUUCAGCACGUUUGCGCUCGUGGGACCCCGCUGGCUGCCUGCGUGCGACUUGACCCAGCGGGCAGAGCUGUUUCCGAACGCGCAUUACGGCGCUGAUCGCAGCCCGUGCUGGUACCGGCGAUAUGCGCAGCUCGGCGGGCUGAGCAGCUUCGAGGCGGACAUGUGCCGGCGGCUGCUAUUUGCGCUCCUGUGCGGCACACUCCUCGGCACCGAGCGGUCAACCUCCAGUACGCCAGCGCCGGUCAAGUCGAUGUGCAUGGUGACACUCGGCGCCUGCAUAUGCACCAUCUGCUCUAUGUUCAGCGAGCUGAAUGGCCCCCUCUCCUUCGACGCAGCCCGUGCCACCGCGCAGAUCCCAAAGGGGGUCGGCUUCAUCUGCAGCGCAGUCCUCUGGCGGUCUGGAGGCGGCUACACGAACGCCGUCCUCAAGGGGACAGUCUCGUCAACCUCCUUCUGGGCAGGCGCCGCCAUCGGCGCCAUGGCGGGCGGAGGCAUCUACGGCCCGGCUCUCUUCGCAACCAUGCUUUGCGUGACGGUGAACCAGCUCGGCAAGCGCGGCGCCUUGCGGCCUAUCGCGUCGGAGGCGGGAGGCCUCCUCGCGCCGCUCACCGAGUCGCUGCUCGCCCCUCCCGCGGGGACACCAACCUCCCCCGGUGCUAGACCGGAGCUCGAGAGUGGCUGAAGCGAACCGAGCACGCGUCCGGGGAGGAGCUGUACAGUAGGCUGCUUGGGGCUUGGCAGAGCUCACAAGAACUAUUACCCCCGGUACUGUGCACAAUCAUUACGGGAGCGAAGGGUGUGUGCAGUGUGGAGAGUAAUGGACAUCUCUGCGCUCAAGAACAGGAGAUCGUUGGGGUAGAGAUAGUAGAUUAAGACUGGAACGCCCGGCA
This is a messenger RNA of Emiliania huxleyi CCMP1516, 1017 nucleotides long. RefSeq lists its product as hypothetical. The transcript has 6 exons. Lineage: Eukaryota; Haptophyta; Isochrysidales; Noelaerhabdaceae. Gene Ontology annotation, cellular component: membrane. The record is from RefSeq and is a predicted model, not a curated record. Bases 39 to 809 code for a protein of 256 amino acids.